AUGCUUUUACAUAGCGUGUUGAGACGAGCUCCAUUUCUCUACAAACGUGCAUCGUGUAUUCCCCGAUCCUUUAGCUGGCCCCGAAGGUUCGAAUCCACUUCCAAUACUGCAGUUCUACUACAGAAAAACCUAGCCCAAAGAAAUAACGCCCUCUACAAUGACAGUAACGACACGCUACGAUGCACCAUUUUAGACUCUCAAGGUAAUGUCGGGACCCCUUCUUUGGAGGUUAAGAGAGAGGACCUGAUUUCAAUGCAUGGGAUGUUACCUCGAGAUUUGCGGAAGAUAGAGAAGUCUCGCAAAAAGGACCUGGUCCCCAUCCUUUUAGUCCGUGAAAACAGUAUUUUCAUCAGUCUGCUGACGAUACGUGCGCUGGUCAAGUGUGAUACGGUUAUUCUUUUCGAUUCCGUGGGUCUUUCUCUGGAAUCAAGAGCUCAUCGGACUUUCUUAAACGACUUAUCCCUAAGAUUGCGCAACCAGGAUGUGAACGGAAUGACUAGGGACCCCCUUCCGUACGAAUUUCGUGCGCUAGAAUCCAUUUUCGUCUGUGCACUGUCGAACUUGACCGCUGAAAUGAAAGUUCAUCUCACCGUAACGCGGGGCAUCCUACAAGACUUGGAGUACAGUAUAACUCGAGACAAGCUACGCUUUCUGCUGGUUCAAAACAAAAAGUUGAGUCAGUUCUAUAAGAAAACAUCGCUGAUGGGCGAAAUGAUUGAUGAUUUGUUGGACCAGGACGACGACCUGUGCGAGAUGUAUUUGUCUAGCAAGCGUGCCGGCAAGUUUCGCGACGAAAAGGACCACGCCGAAAUCGAGAUGCUGCUUGAAACCUACUACGCACACGUGGAAGAGAUUGUACAGACCAUAGGAAGCACCAUUUCCGACGUGCGCACCACUGAAGAGAUUAUAAAUAUUAUUUUGGAUUCCAAUCGAAAUCAACUGAUGUUGCUAGGCUUACGCUUCAGUAUCGGACUUUUGUCAAUGGGUGGCGCUCUCUACGUUGCCUCGCUCUACGGUAUGAACCUCGAAAACUACAUCGAGGACGGCAACAUCGGAUUUCUGCUUGUCACGACCGUGUGUGUCUUUUCUAUGUCGCUGAUUUUCAUCUACAGCAUAAGACAGCUUCACAGACUACAAAAGAUGACGCUUACGGAGAGCAGCAAGGGCAAAGCCUAG
Molecule: messenger RNA, 1176 nt
Organism: Lachancea nothofagi CBS 11611
Lineage: Eukaryota; Fungi; Ascomycota; Saccharomycetes; Saccharomycetales; Saccharomycetaceae
Source: the annotation of a GenBank genome assembly